Molecule: messenger RNA, 1385 nt
Organism: Strongylus vulgaris
Lineage: Eukaryota; Metazoa; Nematoda; Chromadorea; Rhabditida; Strongylidae
Source: the annotation of a GenBank genome assembly
UUGGGAGAGUAUUAUCUCUGCAUUAACUUCAGGACUGUCGAGGAAUUCUGCCCACGCGCCAUUUACACCUCAGGCAAGGCUUCUUCAGCUGCUGGUCUUACCGCUGCAGUAGACGAGGAAUCGUUUGAAUUUGUUAUUGAAGCUGGCGCACUUAUGCUGGCUGAUAACGGCGUUUGUUGUAUUGAUGAGUUUGACAAGAUGGAUCCCAAAGAUCAGGUUGCUAUUCACGAGGCUAUGGAACAGCAAACAAUCAGUAUCACGAAGGCUGGUGUCAAAGCCACACUGAAUGCUCGAGCGUCCAUCCUUGCUGCAGCCAACCCGGUCGGAGGGCGAUACGAUCGUUCGCGUCCUCUCAAGCACAAUGUGCAGCUUUCUGCCCCUAUUAUGAGCAGAUUUGACCUGUUCUUUGUGCUAGUGGAUGAAUGUAACGAGGUUGUAGAUUAUGCUAUAGCUCAUCGCAUACUUGAAAAUCAUCGUGCGAUAUCUGCUCAUCGUGUUCGUGAAACGAAAUAUUCUACCGAUGAUAUCCAAAAUUCCAUCACAGUUUUACCAACACAGAUAAGUCCGGAAGCUGGUGAAGCUUUGGUAGCCGCAUAUAAGCGUCUGCGCAUGAGCGAUAGUAACAAUGCCGCAACUUCUUCGUGGCGGAUAACUGUUCGUCAACUUGAGUCAUUAGUACGUUUGUCUGAGGCACUGGCUCGUCUCCAUUGUGCUGCGCAGGUGAGCGUGGAGCACGUAAAUCAAGCGUCGAAAUUGCUCAAUAAGUCGAUCAUUAGGGUGGAACAGCCAGAUAUUGCUCUUGAUGAUGAUUUCGAGAUUGAGACAGUAAUGGAACGAGAUGAAGACAAGGAGAACGAGGGCGAAGCUAUGGAAACGGACUUGUAUGGAAAGCAAGCAAAAUUGAUCAUCUUGAAUCCGCGAGAUGUUCAGGUUGAUUCUUCCAAGUUGAAAAUUACUUUCGAGAAGUAUAAACGCCUGGCUGAUAUGCUUGUUCUUCACAUGAGAUCUGAUGAGGAAAGUGUUGACGAGGAAGAGUAUGAGGGAGUGCGACAGGACUCACUAGUUGAAUGGUCAGUACUUCUUUUCAACUUACUGUGGUUAGUGGGCUCUGCAAGGAUUAAUAAUCUUGUUCAAAUCACUGCAUUCCUACCCAUAAGAACAGCCCUAGAUAAUAUAGACGCUACCGCACAGGUGCUUGGCCGGUAUUUGGAAAUGAUCGAAAGUGAUUUGGAAUCAGAAGAGGACCUAAACAUCCAGCGCACCGUUUGCCAGCGAGUCAUCCGUCGGCUUGUCACUGAAGAUCACGUCCUAAUUGAAAUGGAUUCGGAUGAAAAGAACCCUUUGCUUUGCGUUCAUCCUAAUUAUGUUGUUACUGACCAAUAGAU